Sebastes umbrosus (honeycomb rockfish) is the source of this 1179-nucleotide messenger RNA. It is a transcript of the gene adisspb, whose product is annotated as chromosome 22 C20orf27 homolog. NCBI's taxonomy places the organism in Eukaryota, Metazoa, Chordata, Actinopteri, Perciformes, Sebastidae. Bases 424 to 948 code for a protein of 174 amino acids. The transcript has 6 exons. The record is from RefSeq and is a predicted model, not a curated record.
UGAUCUACACUUCUCAGCGACACAGAGUAGACACAGUAGAGGAAGAUCAGCUCAGGUGUCUCGGGUGUCUAUUAUAUUUAAAACAUCUGCAAAAAACACAACGGGUUGUAAGCAGCAGAGCAGCAACACGAGGAGCCGCGACCACGUGAUCAAAUGCGGAAAUUGUCCUGUGGAGAAAGUAGUAUUGUAGUGGUGUAGUGGAGAGAAGAGGAGAGCUGGAGGUUUUGGUGCCCGUUUGAGUGUUUUGAGCUGCUCGUGGUUCCACCGCACUAAACAACACGUCCACGACGAUCUGGGUUAUCUGUGCAGUUGGAUGCACGACUGAUAAAAGUAGAAAAGGGUUGUUCUGAGGUCAGAAGCUGAGAUGACAACGCUGUGACAGUGUGUCCCAGAGUGUGUCGGUGCUGGACCUAUUCCUGUGACAUGGCUGCUGCAAAGAAGAGUUGUGCGAAGGCAGGAGGCGUGCGUUUCUCAGAGGAUCCCCCCGCCGCCGGAGCCCCAUCACAUGUUCACUUUGACGAAAAGCUGCAUGACUCCGUUGUCAUGGUGACUCCAGAGGACGAUGGCAACUUCAUGGUCAAGGUCGGCUUCCUAAAGACGCAGCACCGCUAUGAAAUAGUGUUCACCUUGCCCGAGGUCCCGGCUCUGGGGAAGGAUGUGUGUCCGGCUCGAGUACCCAGUCCACACCUCCGGAUCACUGACAUCACACCGGCACCAGAGGGAGGUCUGAAGGUGACGUGCGAGUACAUGGCCCAGCAGGAGGGGGUUCUGUGUGAGGAGGUGCUGCUGCUGAGUGAGACCAACGAGGACGUCUGUGUUAAAGUCAGAGUUCACGCCAGAGUCAUGGAUCGUCACCACGGUACCCCCAUGCUGCUGGAGGGAGUCCGCUGCAUCGGGGUGGAGCUGGAGUACGACUCUGAACAGAGCGACUGGCAGGGAUUCGACUAAAGCUCAAGCUCCACUUCCACCUGAAGUACACACACACACACACACACACACACACACACACACACACACACAUACUUUCCAUCAUAGAAGUGUACGCUUCCCACAUUAAACACACACCAAAUAGGAAAAAGUGUACACACAAAUGAUUUAGUGCCACGUAAUGUACAUACAGCAUUUCAAGUGUUCAGUGUUGGAUUCAGAGGAUGUUUGUGUCCUGAGAACAUUAACAUG